CGUGUUCAUCUCAUCAUUUCACUCUUUCUCUUUCUUUUCUCUCUCUCUAGUAUUUUUUUUUGUUUAUGUAAAAGUCUUCACUUUGGAAUUUCCGAUCGGAUAACAAAAAAUGAUGAAAAUGACAAUUGGAACAACCGACGCCGGCGACGGUGAAUGGGAGCUCCGACCUGGAGGAAUGGUUGUACAGAGACGAACAGAUGAUAGCUCCAACGUACCACAUGUCAUCCAUGUUCGGGUCAAAUACGGGUCGGUCCAUCACGAGAUCAGUAUCAACUCUCAAUCUACUUUCGGGGAAUUAAAGAAGAGAUUGUCUGUUAAGAUAGGAGUUCAUCAUCAAGACAUGAAGAUUCUAUACAAAGACAAAGAAAGAGAUUCCAAGAUGUUUCUUGAUCUUUGUGGUGUCAAAGAUGGUUCGAGACUGGUUCUCAAAGAAGAUCCAAUUUCUCAGGAGAAACGUUUCCUUGAGAUGAGGAAACUGGUCGCUAAAGAGAAAGCCAAUAAAUCAAUAUCCGACAUUAGCUUCCAAGCCGAUAGACUCGCCGAGAAACUGUCGGCGUUUGAUGCAGUAAUUGGUAAAGGAGUGAAAGUUGAAAAGGAGAAUCUGGAGAAUUUGCUAGAGAUGUUGAUGAAUCUGUUGGUGAAGCUAGAUGCGAUUAUAGGCGAUGGAGAUAUUAAACUGAAGAAGAAGAUGCAGGAGGAAAGACUACAGAAGUAUGUUGAGGCACUAGACGUAUUGAAGAUCAAGAACUCAUUGCAACCGCAAACGCAAGUGAAACCUAAAACACAACCGCAGCUAGAACCUCAAAUACAAGCACAACACAAGGAACGAGAUGUGGUGACAGUUGAUGAGGAAACGUCGAGAAAAUGCACGGGUUCAUCGCCAGUUCCUCCGGUUAUCAUAACCACGAGAUGGGAAACGUUUGAUUCCAAUGCCACCUAUGCGGCCGAGGCUAAAACGGUUAAAACGCUCCAUCCAAAAUUCAAUUGGGUAUCAUUUGAUUAGUAUAUGUAUAUACAUAUACUGUACCUUACACGAUAAUGUUUGAUCUAUAUUUUUUAGAUUUUUGUAAUAUAUGUGGGCUUUGUUCUUUCUAACUGUGCAUGUUUUUGUGGUUGAACUUUUAGGUUUAAUUACCCUAUCAAAUUCUAGCUGUGUCGUAGGCUUAUAUCCUUAAGGAUAGCUUCAACCAAUAAUGAGA
This is a messenger RNA of Raphanus sativus (radish), 1199 nucleotides long. RefSeq names its product BAG family molecular chaperone regulator 2. Gene Ontology annotation, cellular component: cytoplasm. The coding region runs from base 110 to 1003 and encodes 297 amino acids. Gene Ontology annotation, biological process: protein stabilization. The transcript is spliced from 4 exons. The record is from RefSeq and is a predicted model, not a curated record. Gene Ontology annotation, molecular function: adenyl-nucleotide exchange factor activity; protein-folding chaperone binding. Lineage: Eukaryota; Viridiplantae; Streptophyta; Magnoliopsida; Brassicales; Brassicaceae.